This is a messenger RNA of Dentiscutata heterogama, 406 nucleotides long. The record is from the annotation of a GenBank genome assembly. NCBI's taxonomy places the organism in Eukaryota, Fungi, Glomeromycota, Glomeromycetes, Diversisporales, Gigasporaceae.
GGAUACAAUUACAAGUAAAGCUAGUUUAGAAAGAAAUAAUGAAAAAGGGCCAAUUAAAAAAAAUGACAUAUAUGGAGUAUAUGAAAUUGGAGGACAUUUGGAUUUAGAACUCAUAUUAGGAGAAAUUUCAAAUGGACCAUUUAAUCGAUCUUCUCAGAUGCAAGUACAUAUUAAGAAAGACAGAAUUAAAUUAGCAAAAUGCGGAAAAGAUGCUCUAGAUUUUGUAAUUAAUAAGUAUGCAAAAUCACAUAAUUAUGAUGAUUUGGUAAAAAUGCAAAAAAUCAAGGUUUAUUUAUUACAUGCACAUGAAACUGUUUUAGAAUUGUUUAUUAUUGAUAGAAGCAUCGCACCGUUGUAUCGGAUGAGAAGAUUAGGAAUUGUUGAAAUUCCUUUUAAGAAUAACUCA